This is a messenger RNA of Penaeus indicus, 1959 nucleotides long. Its product is annotated as zinc finger protein 558-like. Gene Ontology annotation, cellular component: nucleus. NCBI's taxonomy places the organism in Eukaryota, Metazoa, Arthropoda, Malacostraca, Decapoda, Penaeidae. Gene Ontology annotation, molecular function: DNA-binding transcription factor activity, RNA polymerase II-specific; RNA polymerase II transcription regulatory region sequence-specific DNA binding. Bases 168 to 1856 code for a protein of 562 amino acids. Gene Ontology annotation, biological process: regulation of transcription by RNA polymerase II. The transcript has 2 exons. The record is from RefSeq and is a predicted model, not a curated record.
UAUUGUCUUAUUCUCUCCUUUAUACAGAAUGGACUCUGAGACGGCAGAUUUCAGAUACUACUUACUGCACGUAUAAAAUUGACCUAUAUAUGCACCUAUACAUGUGUGUAUAUAUACAUGUUCACACCUACUGCUGAUUGGACAAUUCUUUCUAAACACUGUACAAAAUGAGCACAAGAAAGAAGCGAGUGGACUUAAACAUUGCUCAGAAAUUGGAUGUUAUCAAGAAGCUGGAGGCUGACAUAACAGUGGACAGCUUGUCUGAAGAGUAUGGAGUCACCAAAGAGACGGUUCUGGACAUUUAUAAGGCUAAAGCUAAGAUCAUGGAUUUUUAUCAUAAGUACAGUGUAAGAGAAGAUUCUCAGGAAGAUGUACCGUAUUGCGGUGGAGUGGAAGCUAGGAAACGGAUAAAAAUGAGUGAACACAUCAUCAGUGGCAAAAGGAAUUGUUCAUACUGUAACAAGACAGUGAGUUCUCAACGGGCUCUGAAGACACAUGAACGUCUACAUAUAGGAAAGGGGAUAUUCCAGUGCUCUGUCUGUGGAAAGACCUACCUUAACAAGGAGAAGUUCAUCAUCCACUUUAGGGUUCACACAGGCGAGAGACCUUUUGAGUGCUCACUCUGCAAUAAGAAAUUCAGUGGAAAAUCAAAUCUGAAGAAGCAUGAGAAAACACAUAAAUAUGAUAUACCAUAUGAAUGUACAGUGUGCCAAAAAAAGUUCAAUUUAGAGACAGCUUUCAGGGAGCAUUUAAAAUGUCAUUCUGAUUUUAAAAAGUAUAGCUGUGCAGACUGUGAUAUGAAGUUCAAUUCGAAGACCAAUCUUUCACGCCACAUCAGGAUUCAUACAGGGGAGAAGCCCUUCAAAUGUUCCUUUUGUGACAAAUCCUUUACUUCGAAGUCUGAUUUGAAAAGGCAUUUAAGGAUUCACACUGGAGAAAAAGUUUCGUGUUCCCAGUGCAACAAAACAUUUAACACCCCUUCCAAUCUCAGGAUCCAUGAAAGGAUACACACAGGUGAAAAGCCAUACGAGUGUUCAUACUGUGGCAAGAAAUUUGUUUCUAGUUCGAAUUGCAAAGUGCAUGAAAAAAUUCACAAAGAUGAGAGACCUUUUCAAUGUAAACUCUGCAACAAAAGUUUCAGAGCAAAGUGUAAGUUGGAAAGACAUAAAAAAACUCACAGAGAUACAGAGUUACACAGCGAGGUUCCUUGUGUUAGUUUAGGAAAUUCAAAAUCUGAAGAAAAGUUUGUCAGUCCUGCACCAAAAAGAAAGUAUUACAAGGCUGAGCAGAGUGAAGAGGCCACAAAAUUCUUGACUGUUGGGCAGGAAGUACAGGUAUCUUUCACAAACAGUAGCAAUUAUAUGCUUGAUUCUGCUAAAAAAUAUAGUCACUCUGUGCUUGACUCUUCUAAAGAAGAUAGUCACCCUAUCCGUAAAUCUCCCAUAGAAUAUAGUUACUCUAUGCAUAAAAUGCAUAAUUACUUGAUGCAUGAAUAUCCAUCAAAGGACUUACACUCUGAGCCUACAGCUCAAUCAAAGAUUAUUCAGUCUGUGUGUAAAUCUCCAUUAGAGAAUAGUCAUUCCAUGCAUGAAUCCCAACCAAAGAACAGUCUUUCCAAGUGUGAGUUUCGCACUGGGGAAAACAGACCAAAGAAACUAGUUCAGAAUAAGAUAUCCUCUUUUUUCCCAACCAAGGAUAUAGUUAGACCUGCAAAGGAGCUUCAUGCAAAGAAAAGCCUCCACGAUGCAACUAAACCAAAGGACGACUGGAGAGUUUUUGUUUCUAUAUUAAUUGUCAAUAUGGAAGCUUGCCUGAAACGCCAAUAUUCAGAGAAUGAAACAGUAAUUUCAGAGUAAAUGUUUAGUUUACUUAUAAAGAAAUUGUACAGUGUUGUUUCUUUACUCAUUGUGAUAUGCAAUAUGAUUUGCUUAGACCUUAUGAAAAUAAAAUUUUCUGUUA